This is a messenger RNA of Penaeus indicus, 1208 nucleotides long. RefSeq names its product neurobeachin-like. The transcript is spliced from 8 exons. The coding region runs from base 27 to 1208 and encodes 393 amino acids. Gene Ontology annotation, molecular function: protein kinase binding. Gene Ontology annotation, cellular component: membrane; cytosol. Lineage: Eukaryota; Metazoa; Arthropoda; Malacostraca; Decapoda; Penaeidae. Gene Ontology annotation, biological process: intracellular protein localization. The record is from RefSeq and is a predicted model, not a curated record.
AACAGUGUUUUUGUUCUUCAGGAUUGAUGACAUUCAAGCACAGCCAGAGUGUGGUGGAGUUGGUGAUGUUGCUGUGUUCCCAAGAGUGGCAAAAUUCUCUCCAGAAACAUGCAGGUCUUGCUUUCAUUGAACUGAUUAAUGAGGGAAGACUUCUUUCACACGCCAUGAAGGACCACAUAGUGCGUGUUGCCAACGAAGCUGAGUUUAUCCUCAACAGAAUGCGAGCAGAUGAUGUGCUCAAGCAUGCUGACUUUGAGUCUUUAUGUGCUACAACGGUACUGGAAAGACGGGAAGAGGAGAAAAUGUGUGAUCAUCUUAUCACAGCUGCAAGGAGAAGAGAUAACGUUGUUGCUGCACGUAUUCUCGACAAGAUAACUAAUAUUCUAUCCAAUAAACAUGGUGCAUGGGGUAGUGCACAUCAUGCCUUGAACAAAAGUGCUCCUCCCCAAUUCUGGAAGUUAGAUUCUUGGGAAGAUGAUUCUCGUAGGAGAAAACGCUUUGUGCCAAACCCUCUUGGGUCUUCCCACCCAGAAGCGACUCUGAAGGCUGCCAUUGAACAUGGAGCACCUGAAGAUGCCAUUUUGCAGGCAAGAGAGGAAUUCCACGCUCAACUUGCAGCACAGAGACGAUCCUUGCAGCAGCCUCUGCAGUCUCCUGACCUCUUGGAUGACUCAGAGCUCACCACUGAUGAUCGUGACCUUGAUGCUGAUGUUACCGGCAUGGUGAACAUGAGCACUCGUGCAAAGUUGGUUGCGCCCGGACUUGUGGUGCCAGGAACCGUCUCUAUCACAGCGGCCGAACUGUACUUCGAAGUCGACGAAGAGGACCCUGAAUUUAGGAAAGCUGAUCCAGAGGAGGCGGAGCGAAGGGCGGGCAGGCCACACCCAUCUGACCAUCCCGCCACGCCCACACCCGCCCCGCCACCCACACGGACCGGGCUGUGUGAGGCGCUGUUCCGCAGAGCGAGCGGUGCCCAGAGUCAGUCAGGGUCGCUGGCGGGGCGGGAGGUGGAGGCUGCAGGGCACAAGGGAUGCCUCCGAGAGCGGGGAUCGGCUGCUUCCCGCUUUGGGGAUUGCUGGUCGGACUGGAUGGGCUGUUUGAUGCAGUGUGUAUGCGUUCAAGAAAUUAAUGCUAUGCAAACUGUUGGGGAAACCGUCGGGCUGCGUUUCUGCGGGCGUGCAGCAUGGGUCCGCGCCGUUGAUGGAUGA